This is a messenger RNA of Impatiens glandulifera, 879 nucleotides long. RefSeq names its product probable xyloglucan endotransglucosylase/hydrolase protein 32. Gene Ontology annotation, molecular function: hydrolase activity, hydrolyzing O-glycosyl compounds; xyloglucan:xyloglucosyl transferase activity. The record is from RefSeq and is a predicted model, not a curated record. The transcript has 4 exons. Gene Ontology annotation, cellular component: apoplast; cell wall. NCBI's taxonomy places the organism in Eukaryota, Viridiplantae, Streptophyta, Magnoliopsida, Ericales, Balsaminaceae. Gene Ontology annotation, biological process: xyloglucan metabolic process; cell wall biogenesis. Bases 1 to 879 code for a protein of 292 amino acids.
AUGGCGGUUUUGGAUCUCCUCUUUUUCUUCUCGACAAUCUCCAUUUAUCUAACUAUAACCGCAGCAAAACCUUCCCCCGGCUACUAUCCUAGUUAUAAAGUUCCCACCAUAGACUUCAACAAGGGAUUCACAAACAGGUGGGGCGCCCAACACCAAACCCUAAAUAAAUCAGAGUUAACUAUAUGGCUUGAUCGAUACACAGGAAGCGGGUUCAAAUCGUUGACUUCUUACAACUCCGGUUACUUUGGGGCGAAUAUCAAGCUUCAUCCGGGUUAUACUGCCGGAAUUAUCACUUCACUAUAUUUGUCAAACAAUGAGGCUUACCCGGGAAAACACGACGAGAUAGAUAUAGAGUUUUUGGGGACGACGAAAGAUAAGCCUUACGUGUUGCAAACAAAUGUGUUCAUAAGGGGAAGUGGUGAUGGGAAUAUUAUCGGGAGAGACAAUAAAAUUCAUCUUUGGUUUGAUCCUACUAAAGAUUUUCAUCACUAUGCGAUUCUUUGGAAUCCUCGUGAAAUUAUAUUCUACGUAGACGAUAUUCCAAUCAGACGGUAUCCUAAGAAGAUCGAUUCGUUAUUCCCAGCCAGGCCUAUGUGGGUGUACGGUUCUAUUUGGGAUGCUUCAUCAUGGGCAACAGAAAACGGUAAAUACAAAGCCGAUUAUAAAUACGAACCAUUUUAUGCUAGGUACAAAAACUUCAAAAUCGGUAAUGCGCCAAGGGGAUCGCCAUCAGGCCCGGUUGGGUUGAGUCGUCAACAAUAUUCGGCCAUGAGUUGGGUACAAAGUAACUAUUUGGUGUAUGAUUAUUGUCAUGACAAGACAAGAGAUCGCAAACAAAUACCAGAGUGUUCAAAGAUAUCUAAAUUGAUAUCAAAGUAA